ACCGAAAAUGUCCGUCUGUGUUGCGGCUCGGUCGGGACGGGGGAUUUCGCCAGGAAAUAAUACACAUUUAACCCCUGAAGAAGACAGACACAAGCCACAUAUUCUGACAACCUAGAGUACUAUCCCCCAGGAAGGAGUGUCGACUUGGUGUGUUGGAGCGACACCAACAAAACAACGGGAGUUUACAGUAACAGUUCUUCCGCUGUGAUGUCGGGUCCCGGGUCUCGGAGGACCGGGUCCAGCAUCAAAAUCCGCCUGACAGUCUUAUGUGCCAAGAACCUUGCAAAGAAAGACUUCUUCCGGUUGCCGGACCCAUUUGCAAAGGUAGUGGUGGAUGGAUCAGGACAGUGUCAUUCUACAGACACAGUGAAGAGCACUCUGGACCCCAAAUGGAACCAACACUAUGACCUGUACAUAGGGAAGACAGACUCCAUCACCAUCAGUGUGCUGUAAGAAGAUC
This is a messenger RNA of Oncorhynchus gorbuscha (pink salmon), 460 nucleotides long. Its product is annotated as E3 ubiquitin-protein ligase SMURF1-like. The transcript has 4 exons. The coding region runs from base 208 to 453 and encodes 81 amino acids. Gene Ontology annotation, molecular function: calcium ion binding. Lineage: Eukaryota; Metazoa; Chordata; Actinopteri; Salmoniformes; Salmonidae. The record is from RefSeq and is a predicted model, not a curated record.